Messenger RNA from Prionailurus viverrinus (fishing cat), 7641 nucleotides. RefSeq names its product synaptojanin 1 (gene SYNJ1). Bases 753 to 5417 code for a protein of 1554 amino acids. The record is from RefSeq and is a predicted model, not a curated record. Gene Ontology annotation, cellular component: perinuclear region of cytoplasm; presynapse. NCBI's taxonomy places the organism in Eukaryota, Metazoa, Chordata, Mammalia, Carnivora, Felidae. Gene Ontology annotation, biological process: synaptic vesicle endocytosis; brain development; phosphatidylinositol dephosphorylation. Gene Ontology annotation, molecular function: phosphatidylinositol-4,5-bisphosphate 5-phosphatase activity; RNA binding. The transcript has 30 exons.
CGGGGAGCGGCCGCGGCCAGACCCACCGGCAGCCGGGCGUGCGGGCGGACUCUUCCUGGUCAGCCUCCCCCGCCGCAGCCCGGGCGGGAACAGUGAGGGGCGACCGCGGGCAGCCCAGGCUCGGGAGGGCGGGCGAGGUUGUGAGCAGACUACAGGUUGUGCGGGGCGCUGCGUCGGGCCGGGGGCUGUGGUGACAGCGGCUGUCAGCCUGCCCGCGGGAGAGGAACCAAGUCGGUCUGGGCGCCGGGUCGUCUCUGCUGGCGCAUAAAGGGAUCGGGCGGCUGGGCGGCUUCGCCCCCCUGGGACGGAGCUGCUUUCCCGGGCGGUCGUCUGCCCGGGAUCCCCGAGGAUCCCCGGUCGGGUCCGUGUCCCGAGUCGUGACUCUUCCCGGGUGGCCAUUCAUAUUUACGGGCUUCCGCCUGCUGUCUCCCCAGCCGGCGGUGGCCUGCGGCCGGGCGGGAGGUGGCGGUAACCUGUGCCGCUUCCCUUGCCCUUCGCUGCCGCCCCCGGGAGAGCUAGUCGUGUCGUGUCGGAUAAUCCUUUCCCUCCUCCUGCCCCCUAAGGAGCUUUGAACCGGCCUCGUUAACCUUCCCUCCCACCUCCUCUCCUUCCCCCGCAAAGGGACGGCUUGAAGUUUCCGAAUCGGUUCCCUUUCAACGUAGUGACAAAUCCUGAAGCAGGAAGCUGAUAAACAACUCCGAACGAAAUACGCUCAAAAUCUUUCCUUUUGGGCUGCCUCUGAAGAAAGGAGAAUGGCGUUCAGCAAAGGAUUUCGGAUCUAUCACAAACUGGAUCCUCCACCUUUCAGUCUCAUCGUGGAAACCAGGCAUAAGGAAGAAUGUCUCAUGUUCGAGUCUGGGGCCGUAGCUGUGCUUUCAUCUGCAGAAAAAGAGGCAAUCAAGGGUACAUACUCCAAAGUGCUUGAUGCUUAUGGACUCUUAGGUGUUUUACGAUUAAAUCUUGGUGAUACUAUGUUACAUUAUCUGGUCCUAGUCACUGGAUGUAUGUCUGUUGGAAAAAUUCAAGAAUCGGAGGUUUUCCGAGUUACUUCCACCGAAUUUAUAUCACUACGAAUUGAUUCUUCAGAUGAGGAUCGCAUUUCAGAAGUGCGAAAAGUUUUGAAUUCGGGAAACUUUUAUUUUGCGUGGUCUGCAUCUGGAGUCAGUUUAGAUCUGAGUCUUAACGCACAUCGUAGCAUGCAAGAACACACGACCGAUAAUAGAUUUUUCUGGAAUCAGUCUUUGCACUUGCACCUCAAGCACUACGGCGUGAAUUGCGAUGACUGGCUAUUACGCCUCAUGUGUGGGGGAGUAGAAAUCAGAACAAUCUAUGCUGCUCAUAAGCAGGCCAAGGCUUGCCUCAUUUCCAGACUCAGCUGUGAACGAGCUGGGACCAGGUUCAAUGUCCGGGGAACAAAUGAUGACGGCCACGUUGCUAAUUUUGUAGAAACAGAACAGGUUGUGUACUUAGAUGACUCUGUUUCUUCUUUCAUCCAAAUCCGGGGGUCUGUUCCAUUGUUCUGGGAGCAACCAGGGUUGCAGGUGGGAUCUCAUCGUGUUCGUAUGUCAAGGGGAUUUGAAGCCAAUGCACCUGCUUUUGACAGGCAUUUUAGAACGCUUAAAAACUUAUAUGGUAAACAAAUAAUAGUGAAUUUGCUUGGAUCUAAGGAAGGUGAACAUAUGCUAAGUAAGGCUUUCCAGAGUCAUUUGAAAGCUUCUGAACAUGCUGCUGACAUCCAGAUGGUGAAUUUUGACUAUCAUCAAAUGGUCAAAGGAGGAAAGGCAGAAAAAUUACAUAGUGUUCUUAAACCUCAAGUCCAAAAGUUUGUAGAUUAUGGAUUUUUUUAUUUCAAUGGAAGUGAAGUUCAAAGAUGCCAGAGUGGCACAGUUCGAACAAACUGCUUGGAUUGUCUGGAUAGAACAAAUAGUGUGCAGGCAUUCCUUGGCUUAGAGAUGCUAGCUAAACAAUUGGAAGCUCUUGGCUUAGCCGAAAAGCCUCAGCUGGUGACUCGCUUUCUGGAAGUUUUCCGGUCAAUGUGGUCCGUGAAUGGUGAUUCGAUCAGUAAGAUAUACGCGGGCACUGGAGCCCUCGAAGGAAAGGCGAAGGCUGGAAAGUUAAAAGAUGGUGCUCGUUCUGUUACUAGAACGAUUCAGAAUAACUUCUUUGACAGCUCCAAGCAAGAGGCCAUAGAUGUUUUACUACUGGGAAAUACUCUAAAUAGUGACUUAGCUGACAAAGCUCGAGCACUUUUAACUACCGGAAGUUUGCGCGCAUCUUCCAAAGUACUAAAGAGCAUGUGUGAGAAUUUCUACAAGUAUUCAAAGCCCAAGAAAAUUCGGGUAUGUGUUGGAACCUGGAACGUGAAUGGUGGGAAGCAGUUUCGCAGCAUAGCUUUUAAGAAUCAGACGCUCACCGACUGGCUUCUUGACGCGCCCAAGUUAGCUGGCAUCCAGGAGUUUCAAGAUAAAAGAAGUAAGCCAACUGAUAUAUUCGCAAUUGGUUUUGAAGAAAUGGUAGAGUUGAAUGCUGGAAACAUUGUGAAUGCAAGCACAACAAACCAAAAGCUCUGGGCUGUGGAACUGCAGAAGACCAUCUCCAGAGACAACAAGUAUGUGCUGCUGGCUUCUGAGCAGUUGGUGGGCGUCUGCCUGUUUGUUUUUAUCAGACCCCAACACGCUCCCUUCAUCAGGGACGUUGCGGUCGACACCGUGAAGACCGGAAUGGGAGGCGCCACUGGAAACAAGGGGGCCGUUGCGAUACGGAUGCUGCUGCAUACAACCAGCCUCUGCUUCGUCUGUAGCCACUUUGCUGCGGGCCAGUCCCAAGUCAAAGAAAGAAACGAAGAUUUUGUAGAAAUAGCGCGAAAGUUGAGUUUUCCAAUGGGAAGGAUGCUGUUUUCCCACGACUACGUAUUUUGGUGUGGUGAUUUCAACUAUCGCAUUGAUCUCCCUAAUGAAGAAGUUAAAGAGCUCAUAAGACAGCAAAAUUGGGAUUCUCUUAUAGCAGGAGAUCAGCUUAUCAAUCAGAAAAAUGCUGGACAGAUUUUUAGAGGAUUUUUAGAAGGAAAAGUUACCUUUGCUCCAACAUACAAAUACGAUUUGUUUUCUGACGACUAUGACACCAGUGAAAAGUGCCGCACCCCUGCGUGGACAGACCGUGUCCUCUGGAGAAGAAGGAAAUGGCCUUUUGAUAGAUCAGCUGAAGAUUUAGAUCUUCUAAAUGCUAGUUUUCAAGAUGGAAGCAAAAUCCUCUACACGUGGACUCCUGGCACUUUGCUGCACUACGGAAGAGCCGAGCUAAAGACUUCUGACCACAGGCCUGUCGUUGCCCUGAUUGAUAUAGAUAUAUUUGAAGUUGAAGCCGAAGAGAGGCAAAACAUUUAUAAAGAGGUGAUUGCAGUUCAAGGUCCACCAGAUGGGACAGUGUUGGUCUCAAUCAAAAGUUCUGUCCCAGAAAAUAAUUUUUUCGAUGAUGCUUUGAUUGAUGAGCUUCUGCAGCAGUUCACAGAUUUUGGUGAAGUUAUACUCAUAAGAUUUGUAGAAGACAAAAUGUGGGUUACAUUUUUGGAGGGAAGCUCUGCCUUGAGUGUUCUGAACCUAAAUGGUAAAGAGUUAUUGGGUCGGACUAUAACUAUUACUUUAAAAAGUCCAGACUGGAUCAAAAAUCUGGAAGAAGAAAUGAGUUUAGAGAAAAUUAACGUUCCGUUGCCGUCAUCGACAAGCUCUACCCUGCUCGGUGAAGAUGCGGAGGUCACAGCAGAUUUCGAUAUGGAAGGUGAUGUUGAUGACUACAGUGCUGAAGUUGAGGAAAUUCUUCCCCAGCACCUCCAGCCGUCCUCAAGUUCUGGCCUCGGCACUUCCCCGAGCUCUUCACCCCGAACCAGUCCCUGCCAGUCACCAACCAUAUCAGAGGGUCCUGUGCCUUCCCUUCCCAUAAGACCGAGUCGGGCACCAUCAAGAACACCUGGGCAUCCAUCUUCACAAAGUUCUCCUAUGGAAGCCCUGCCGGCAACACAGCUGCAGCAAAAAGAUUCUCAGACCUUAGAGCCCAAGCGGCCUCCUCCUCCCCGCCCGGUGGCUCCUCCUACGCGCCCCGCCCCCCCACAGAGACCACCCCCACCUUCAGGUGUCGGAGCCCCUCCCAGUCCUGGGGCAGCUAGGCGAGAGACGGAAGCACCCAAAAGCCCUGGAACGACACGGAAAGAAAACAUAGGACGCACUCAGCCUUCACCUCAGGCAGGACUCCCAGGCCCAGGACCUGCUGGAUACAGUGCAGCCAGACCGACUAUCCCGCCCCGCGCCGGAGUGAUCAGUGCCCCACAGAGCCACGCUCGGGCAACUGCUGGAAGACUGGCUCCUGAAAGCCAAAGCAGACCGCCGGAAGGACUGAAAGGUUCAGUCCUUCUUCCCGAACCGCUGAAGCCUCAGGCUGCGCCCCCCGUGCAGCCCUCUCUGCCCCCGCCCGUUCAGAAGAUGCAGGAGCCCCUUGUCCCCGUGGCAGCGCCUCUGCCUCAGUCCGCCCCCCAGCCAAGCUUGGAAACCCCGCCGCAGCCGCCCCCUCGGAGCAGGUCGUCCCACAGCUUGCCUCCGGAGCCUUCGCCGCAGCCGCCGCAGCCGCAGGUGAAAACAAAUGGAGUCUCUGCCGUCAGACUGGAAUCACCCUUAAAGAAUGACCCAUUUGAAGAUCUGUCAUUCAGUCUGCUUGCUGUAUCCAAGGCUCAGUCAUCCAUUCAAACAUCAUGUGCUCCAACCCCAAACCCAAAGGGGUUGAUUCAGUUGCCUUCUGCAACACAAAGUAACAUGAAUACUUUGAGUUCUGUAACUUGCAUGCCUCCAAUUCCAGCCCGGAGUAAAUCCCAGGAAAAUAUGCGAUGUUCUCCAAACCCAUUUAUUACUAGCUUGACCAGCACAAAUCCUUUCACCGACAGGACUGCAGCUCCCGGAAACCCAUUUAGAGCCGAGUCUCAAGAAUCGGAGGCAACUUCGUGGCUCUCCAAAGACGAGCCUGUUGCCAGCAGUCCUUUCCCUUCCCUGAAGCCUCUUGGUCAUAACAAUAGCAAGCCUUCAUCAUUUGAUGGUUUUAAGGACAGUUUUGAUCUGCAGGGCCAGUCUUCGGCAAAAAUCAGCAACCCAAAAGGAUGGGUAACCUUCGAGGAAGAGGAGGACUUUGGUGUGAAAGGGAAGUCAAAGUCAUCUUGUCCAGACCUACUGAGUAAUCAGCCGAGUUCGCUCUCUGGCUCCGUGACCUUUGAUGAUGACUGGAAUAAAGGCACAAAUGUUCCUUUCUGUGUGUUGCCAUCAAGACGACCACCUCCACCUCCUGUCACUCUGCCCCCACCUGCCACCACCCCUCUUGUAGCUCCUUUCACAACCUUGCCAUCGAAGGCAUCACCCACACUAGACUUUACAGAAAGAUAAGGUUAUGCAAUAGAAAACAGUCUUGGAUUUGUUUGUUUGUUUUUCAGUUUGGGCAGGUGAGAGCCAAAAGAAUUGGGCAUUAGUUCCUCAUUAUGUGCAAUAUGGAAUUGUUAAGUGCACUGAUGUUGUCACGGAAUACCACUAUUUAAUGUGUACAAAGCUAGAAUAUGUGUAUAUUGGAAAUAAGGAAAAAGUCCUUCUCAUUAUUAACUGGAGUUUUGGUGUGUUUCUGUUUGGAUAAGUAAGAGAGAGGAGUAGCCAUAAACAGUGCUCAAAACUACUUCAGACAGUAGUCCUUAUUCAGAAAUUCUCUGUCCGUCUUCUCUGAAGAACCUUAAAAAAGCCCAGACAACUUCUAGCUGACAUUCUUGCCUGCUCUUUGAUACUUGUUAACAAUGGUGUUUCCAGGUAUUCACCGAAGAGCUAUCAGAGUUAUACUGAGACCAUUGUGAAAGGCAUGGCUUUAAAACACAAAAAGGCAUGGGUACACACACACACACACACACACACACACACACGUAUGUAUACACUUACAUAUUUGUAAAACUUAGGACUCAGACAAAAUAUUUACCUACACGUUCUAACAGAGUUAUUUUUUCGGUGUUUCAUUACCAAAAGGAUGGCUCUACAUGAAAUUUGGACAGUUCAUUAAUUUUCUUUCCAAAACUAGCAUCUCACUACAGAACCAGACUUUCCUACCGUUUCAUCCCCCUCCCCCAAACACACAUGACCCGCAUCUUUGUUCCUUUGGGCUCCAGCAUCUCCAGACGCUUUUAUUCCGGGAGGAGGUUCUUGGGGCCGGAAGCAGCCUAUUUUGUGGUCACGGUCAUGUGGAUGGACACUCCAGCCCAUACAACAAAGCACUAUGGCCUUAUCUCUCAGGAAGGCACAUACCUCCAAGUUCAAUGAAGAAUAUUAGAGCUAAACACACUCCCCUCUCUCUGCACUAAGGUGUAUGUUGCCCAUUCCCCUCCCACACUUUCCCUUUGCUGCUUUCUCUCCGGAACUUCAUAGCAGGGAAGGCAGCGGUCCUCAGAAUGCUUGGAGUUGGGGAUCUACUCCGCGUGUGUGCUCUGUCCCCGUCAGAGGCUACGCAACACAUCUGUGAAGCUGCUUUACAUUUUUAGAGGCUACCCCCCAAAGUAGCUGUGGAUUUUGUCUCCCGCACUGCCAAUAUGCAACUGACCCUGCUGUUAUCUCAUGAAGUUCACAGAAUUUUUACACAAUGUAGUGUUUUGGUAUCAUCAUGUAAUCCCAAACAGAAAACUCCGUGAGCGAUGUUUUGUUGUCAGCUUAAGUUAAAAUCAUCCUCAGCCGUUGAGACUGAUAUUAACAUUUCUUUUAUAGGAAGUUAUAGAUGUCCACCUAAAUUCCAUCGUCCACAUUUAACCUUUAAAGAUGUGCACUGGGAGAACAUCAAAAUAGAGUUCAUGGCUAAGAUUAUGUAAAGUGGAAAAGCACAGCAAAACUGCAUUGCACUUAAAGCAAAUCUAGUAGGGAAAAAAAAAGCACUUUUCUAAAUGCUCAAAUGUUAUCAAGAUACUAUAUUUCUAGAAGUAAUCCUCUCUCUGUUCACAGCCAGGAUUCGCUGUUAGCACUAACUCUUGUGAGUUUUAUAUUGUGCUUUUUGGGGGUUCUAAUCAUUUCAGCAGUAGUAUAUUUUAAACAGCAGUAUUACUAUAAGCAGCGUGCUUCAGAAUGUGAAUUAACUUCUUGAAACUGUGGCUUUAACAUCUAUGUGAUUAGUGUGUGUGGUAUUUGCUCUCCAUUAGCAAAAAGAAUUCAUUAUAAACUUCACUAGUGCGGAUUGCGGUUUCUGUGAGCGAUGUUUCCUUUUGAGUAGAAACUACUGUCUAAAAUAUACGUAUCACGCAGCAGCUCAGCCUUUACCAGGAAAAUUAUAUUUGGCAAGUUGCCGAAAGGGCACAGGGUUGGGAAAGUGAAAGGUACGCUGCAAAUAACUAGCCAUUAUUCUGUGUUAUUAAAAUAUUUACCAGUUCUGUUAAAAGCAGAGCAGAAAUUAGACACUAAGCCUCUCUUUGUGAAUUCUUUGUUCUCUAUAGUAGAUUGCUGUUUAUAUGUAAGAAUUUUAUUGCUUAUGUGGCAUACAAUAUUUAUAACUAUAUACUUUAUAGAAGUGCAGUAUUAAAGUCAGUGGUAUACAAACAUUCUGUACAUAUCUGUGAAAUGUGCUGUCAUAUGAAAUAAAUACACCUGUCUUUAC